This is a messenger RNA of Morchella importuna, 1065 nucleotides long. RefSeq lists its product as uncharacterized. The record is from RefSeq and is a predicted model, not a curated record. Gene Ontology annotation, molecular function: oxidoreductase activity. The coding region runs from base 1 to 1065 and encodes 354 amino acids. The transcript has 4 exons. Lineage: Eukaryota; Fungi; Ascomycota; Pezizomycetes; Pezizales; Morchellaceae.
AUGAAGACGAUCAGUUUCAGUACCGCAUUUCUCCUCAUUGCAGGACUUGCGUCAACCGGCCUCGGCGCUCCUACUACUUCGAGACACAUUGUUGCUCGUGGUGAUGAUAAUGGUGACGGAGACUACUCUUAUGGGACAUGCUCGAGCCCCAUUGUGAGGAAGGAAUGGCGUGCUCUUACUACUGAGCAGAAGUCCGAUUACAUAGAUGCCGUCAAAUGUAUGAUGGCUCUGCCUGCAAUCGACACUGCAAACGUCCCCGGGGCCGUCAGCCGGUUCGAUGAUUUCCAGGGUGGCCAUAUUUUGGCAACAGAGUUCAUACACUAUGUUGGGCAAUUCCUGCCAUGGCACAGAUACUUUGUAUCCGUCUAUGAGAAGGCGAUCCGUGAAGAAUGUGGCUGGACGCUCGGUCAACCAUAUUGGGACUGGACACAGGACUAUCAGGAUUGGCCUGGCUCGGAGAUCUGGGAUCCUACCACUGGCUUCGGCGGGAACGGCGUCUACGUCGACUGCCCCGAGGUAACUGUGACCUGUCUCCCCGGCGGAACCGGCGGGGGGUGUAUCACUGAUGGGCCCUUUGCCAACAUUACUGUGCACAUUGGGCCCGCGGAUAGCCUUGAUCGUAACGACCACUGCCUGUCUAGGGACUUUCACUCCCAGUUCCCGGAACAAUACUUCACACCCAGUGCCAUGAAUGCGACCAUGAGCCUCCCCACAUUCGAUGGGUUCCGCCAGAGUUUGGAGGGACUCCUGAACGACAUGGAGCACAUUGGACAGCACGGUUCUGGCCAUGGUGGAACAGGCGGUACGAUGGUGGAUCUUUUUGCUAGUCCUGGCGACCCCCUGUUCUACCUUCACCACGGACAGCUCGAUAGGCUCUGGUGGCAGUGGCAGAACAUGAACAUUGACGAGCGCCUGUAUGAGAUUGCGGGCCCGACAAGGAACUACACAGUUGCAAGCCCAAAUGUCACGCUGGAUUACAUGCUUGAUGUGGGCGUGCUAGCAGACCAGGUGCCCAUCUAUGAUGUUAUGAACAUUGGGGGCUCCUUGUGCUAUACUUACGAAUAA